Molecule: messenger RNA, 2419 nt
Organism: Carassius auratus (goldfish)
Lineage: Eukaryota; Metazoa; Chordata; Actinopteri; Cypriniformes; Cyprinidae
Exons: 18
Coding region: 91-2073 (660 amino acids)
Biological process (GO): T cell costimulation; immune response; negative regulation of T cell proliferation
Cellular component (GO): external side of plasma membrane
Source: RefSeq, a predicted model, not a curated record
AGAAAAAGUUUCUUUAGGCGUUUCCUCCCGUGACGCUUUCGUUUUCAUGAUCAUUUAUGAUAUAAUGACAGAUUUGUCUAAUUUUAAUACAUGAUGGAAAGUACCUGUGUUUUUAUGUCAAUACUUAUGAUUGUCGCAGAUGGGUUUAUUGUGCGCGGUCCCUCUGGACCUCUGGUUGCUCUUCUGGGGUCUUCAGUGGUUUUGCCCUGUUAUGUUGAUGAACUCUUAGUAAUGGAGGUUCUGAAGGUGGAAUGGAAAAGAACAGACUCAGAGACUCUGGUUCAUCUGUUUUGGUUUGGUAAGAGUCGACCAGAGUUCCAGGAGCAGGAUUAUCAUGAUAGAGCUCAUUUCUUUACUGAUCAGAUUCAACAUGGAAACUUCUCUCUCCGUCUGGACAAUCUGAGAACUGAAGAUGAGGGAGAAUAUAUAUGUAGAGUUCACAGGUGGUUUGAUUCUGGAGAAACUGUGGUUCAAAUAAAACUUGAGCGUUUGCUAGUUUCAGGCUCAGAUAAAUCCAUAUCUGUGUCUGUGGGUGAGGACGUCACUCUGAACUGCUCUGUAGACUCUCACAUCAAACCUGAACACAUUAAUGUUUCAUGGAUAAGAACAGAUGGAGAUGAAGAUAUUCUGGUUCUGCUCUUCCAAAACAAUAAGACUUUACCAGAUUCAUCAGAUGAGCGAUACAGAGACAGAGUUGAGCUCUUCACUGCUGAAAUCCCCAAAGGAAACUUCUCUCUCAGACUGAAGAGUGUCAGAACUGAGGAUAAAGGAGUUUACAUGUGUCAAGUGUUUGCUGGAGGACUUUCAGCCAAUGUAACUGUAGAACUGGGAGUUGGUUUCUCUUCUUGGCACAUAGCUGUGUUAUUUUUCUGUUCUGCUGCUGGAUCUGGAGCUGUGCUUCUGCUCUGCUCUCUGAUCUACUGCAGAUAUAAAAACACAGUCACCAGCAGCAUAAUCAUGAAUCUUCAGGUUUCUCUGGUCUUUUGUCCAAACAUCUGUAUGUUCUUUGCCUUCAUGCUUUGGGGCUUUACUGAAGGAUCUCUGCAUGAGACGGUCACCUGCUGUGCUCUUUAUCUUCUGAGGCCUGUAAUGUUGAUGUGGGCUUUGUGCUAUUUGAAAAAUCUUCAAGACAAUCAUAAAUCAUGGAUCAGGUUUUUCAGAAUAACGCAUGAACUUACUGUUCUUACAGUCAUUGUUUAUUCAGUACUUUUUGCUUAUGGCUGGAGAAUCAGUGCACAUGAUACAGACAAUGGACCCCGUAUAUUCUCAGGAAUAUGGUUUGGAUGUGUUGUGCUGUUCUGUCUCCUGAGUGAAGGUUUGUAUGAUGCACUUUGUAUCUUUCUGUCUUUUUUCCAAUUGCUCCAGUUGAUCCCCUCAUUUGGACUUCCCUCUCCAGUGUUUCUUAUUUUGGUAUUUGUUCAACCACUGAUGCUGUUCUGUAUACCACUUUUAACUUAUCUGCAAGCAAGAUUGAGAUGUCUUCACCACAGAUGGAUAACAAUAUUGGGCAUAUUAAUAAUAACACUCCUGGAUAUCAUCCUAGUGAUUUAUGCUAAUCUAACCAUAUUAGAAAGGGAAAAAGAGAACUUGGAAUGGAUCUAUGUCAUUUUAUUUAUUGAAGUGCUGAAGAUAGCCGUGGUCAUUGAAAUCUGUGUGCUGAAACACAUGUUAAAAGAGGAAGAACAUUCAAGAGUUCAGAGACGACGAGAGACUGAGACGAGUCAACAAGGAUCAAAUUCAUUGUCUCUCUGUAAUGAAAUCAUGUUCAUGUUUGGAGCAGUUGGUCUUGUUUUGUUGAACUCUGUUACACUGACAGCAGAACUGAUCCUGAAAGCACGGAAUGGUGAGCGUGUCAUGAAGGAUAUGAGAGUCAUUGUCUUCCCUUCUGAAAGUGUUUUUGUCUUGUGUUGGCUGAUUUCACAAAUGCAUGCUAACUGGAGGAAUGUUAUAACUGGAUCUACACACAAUCAAAGGAACUUACAUCAAAGAGUUCAGCUCAUGAAUACACCAGAGACUCGUGAAAUGGAGAUUCUGUCUGCAGCUGAUCCUGAUGUUUCACAGACACAGAGAUGAGAAACAGUCUUUCACAUUUAUCCUGUACUCGGACUGCUCUCUGUCUUCAAAACAGUUCCUCUUCAGUAAAAACCAACAAAUGGAGACUGAAAACUAGAGUAUAAUGACAUUGUUACAAAUAACUUGAUAAUUUUGUAUCAGUUGCCAAAAUGUAUUGGUGGGGAAGUCAUGGCCUAAUGGUCAGAGAGUCCGACUCGCAAUCCAAAGAUUGGGCCGGCAGUGAUUGUAGGUGGGGGGAGUGAAUGUACAGUGCUCUCUCCACCUGAUACUACGCUACGCUAAUACCACGACUGAGGUGCCCUUGAGCAAAGCACUGAACCCCCAACUGCUCCCUGGGUGCCACAGC